Molecule: messenger RNA, 3316 nt
Organism: Mya arenaria
Lineage: Eukaryota; Metazoa; Mollusca; Bivalvia; Myida; Myidae
Exons: 14
Coding region: 7-3309 (1100 amino acids)
Biological process (GO): monoatomic ion transport; transmembrane transport
Cellular component (GO): membrane
Molecular function (GO): monoatomic ion channel activity; protein-containing complex binding
Source: RefSeq, a predicted model, not a curated record
UCGAAAAUGUCCCGAACAAUGCCAUAUGAUGAGAAGUGUAAUGCUGACGUAAAUACAAACAUGUCUGCAACUUCAUCUCCACAGAAGUCCGACUUGGAUUUGAAAAGCGCGAAAGACAGAUGGAGCAAGCUCAAAACAUCAAUGAACGCUGCUAAUAACAUAAAUGCCAAGAAACAUAGACGUCUUAGCCGAGGGGAUUCAUUUUUGAGAAAGUUUUCAACAAGAAAUCAGUCUGAGGCUCAGACAUCAAACGAAACUGAAGAGGACCAAGUUUACAAAUUUCAAAUUCAGAAACACAAGACCUUUAAAUCGCUAGUGGUUCACCCCUCGGGUGGUGUAAUGUUCUAUUGGCUCGGUAUAGUUACCCUUGCAGUAUUAUAUAACAUAUGGACAUGCAUUGCUCGGGAGGCUUUUAGAGAGAUCCAGCGAGGAUAUAUGUACAUAUGGUUUUUAUUCGACGGCCUAUGUGAUUUUGUCUAUGUGUGUGAUAUCUUUGUGCAAUUCAGAACUGGAUACCUUAACCAAGGUCUAAUGGUUUACGACUCAAGAAAACUAUGCAAAAACUAUACCAAAGAUAAAUGUUUCAUUGUUGACAUUAUUUGUUUGCUUCCCCUCGAUUUUCUGCAAUUCUACACAGGCAUUCAUCCGAUGUUGCGAUUCCCGAGAUUCCUAAAAAUAUACCGUGGUAUCCGCUUCAUGCACAUGUACGAAUCAAGGACUGCCUACCCGAACCUCCUUCGAGUAGCCAGCUUGACCCACAUUCUGUUUCUCGGCUCACAUUGGUUUGCUGCAUUCUAUUACUUGAUCUCAGAAGCUGAGCAUUUCGAAGGUGACUGGUCCUAUCCCAAGCCAGAAGGACGAUAUGCAGCAGUGACCAGGAAGUAUUUGGCCUCCUUGUACUGGUCAACACUGACUCUGACCACAAUUGGGGAUCUUCCACCACCUGAUUCGAAUUGGCAAUACAUCUUUGUGAUCGUCAGUUACCUUAUCGGCGUUUUCAUAUUCGCUACAAUUGUUGGUCAAGUUGGCAACGUCAUAACCAACAGAAAUGCUAGCAGGCAGGAGUUCGAACGGUUGCUGGACGGAGCGAAAUUCUAUAUGCAAAUGCACAACGUACCAACAGAGCUACAGAAGCGAGUCCAAAGAUGGUACGAUUAUGUGUGGACAAGAGGUCGAUUAAACUGCAAUGACAUUAAUUCGCUUGGUCUCCUUCCCGAUAAAUUGAAAACGGAACUCGCAUUACACGUCAACCUUGGAACACUGAAAAAGGUCACGAUUUUCCAGAAAUGCCGGCCAGAGUUUCUUCAUGAUUUAAUGCUGAAAAUGAGGGCCUACAUCUUUACUCCGGGUGACCUUAUAUGCCGCCGCGGAGAAGUGGCCCGGGAAAUGUUCAUUAUAGCAGAUGGAGUCGUAGAAAUACUUGGUGAGAAUGGAGCCGUUCUAACCCAGAUGAGCACUGGUGAUUUCUUCGGUGAAAUUGGCAUCCUGAAUAUAGAUGGUGGCAUUAAUAGGCGCACGGCUGAUGUACGAUCUGUCGGCUAUUCGGAACUAUUCGUGUUGUCUAGGGAAGAUGUGUUGAGCGCGCUGAAAGACCAUCCGGAUGCAGAGCAAAUAAUACGAGAGUAUGGCCAAAGACGACUUAAAGAAACAGAGGAGCAUCGGAAGAUGAUGCGCAGCGCUCCUAGCUCUCCCGAUCCAACCGCAUUCAGAGGACAAAAGAAUACAAAUAAGGUUCACAGCGAGUACCAGGGAUCUCCGAUAAUGAAGCAUCUCCCUCACGUUAAAUGUUUACAGAAGUUGCCCCAAAUGUCGCCAAAACUGCGCAAGUUGUUCAGUCUCAGAAGCCAACGACUUCAGAAGAACGACGCCAGACGGAACAACUCCUUGUCGGAGAAAGCCGAUCAUAUGUCACACCGUUUUCCUACACAGAAUGUGGUGCUGGAUGAUGAAGAACUUAAAAUAGAUGCAUUGAAAAUAAAUGAUAACGGUAUUAAUAUUUCAAAGAUUGGUUUAGAUUGUAUAAAUGAGAAGGACAGUUCACCGGACAAUGAAUGGAACAGUGUGAAACCAGAAAACGGGCCUAAACUUGCUGACCUAGUUCUAAACCUAUUGAAAACUAAACGACAGUUGAGUGGCUACAGUUCCGUCGAUACAGAUGACCAGGACAUCGAGAAGCAGUUUGAGGAUAUAAAAAUCGAUAACAUUAAUGAAAUCACAGCUGCAGGAGAUUCCAAGCCGACAAAAACGUAUGUAAAACGUCCAUCGGUACCGGGACUAAGCAUGCGACGUUUGUCUGACAAGUUUAAAUUCAGACGCAAAUCGGAUACAAGAGUUAAAUCAUCCAAGCACAAAGGAUCUUCCUAUGAACCACCACAGAUUGUACUAACCCCUAACAGUGAUACUACUCUGAGCAGCAGCAGUAGUAGUAGUAGUAGUAGCGAUGGUGAUGUGUUCGACGGUCAUUCUCACCGCUGUGUCGGGAGGAGCGAUGUUAAACCUGUCAGUCCAUUCUUUUCUCGUCUCACAAGCAGAAAAAGCAGUCCUUGUAUAUUACCUGUGCCCUCCACAAUACAAGCUAGGCAAACACGAAAGUACAGUUGUACCCCACCCCUUGAUUUGCCUAUAGAGGUGCCGAAGUUUUCCAACUUUCGCGGUAUAGGUGCAAAUGCGUCAGAAAUCCAUUUGGCACUUGACCGAUUCAACAAAUCAAUAGAAAGCAGGAUGGGUGAAGUCGAAAUAGCAUGUAAAGAGACACAGUGUAUGGUUCAAGACUCAAUUUCUAAACAGGAAAAAAUAUUGAAAUCGAUUCUUAAAAAACUAUCACCAACAAGGAUCAAUCACGAUGAACAGUGCCAAAGGGACUCAACGACAACGUCGACAUUAAGUUCUUCCAUCAAAUCCAUAGCAAUAGGAAAUGAGCCAGAUGUUGAUGUCAAGGGGGAACGCGCUGACAUUGUGGAAAGCAUCGUCUCAACAGAUUGCCAAUCUGAAAUGAUUAAGGAAACCCGUAUAAAAGAUCAUGAAUUGGAAAUCUUUAUGGAAACGAGUCUAAAAGAUCGCCAAUCAGAAGUGAGUAAGAGCAUCAGUGUUACAGAUCGCCAAUCAGAAAUGGACAAGUAUACCAGUCUACCUGAUACUGAGUGUGAUACGCAGAGUGCCAAAAAUAGUAUUGAUACAUUCGAUGACAUGUUGGAAACAAGCGAUAAUGUAGAUAGUCAAAAUCAAUUGAACUCAGAACAAAUAAUGGUGUUAUUCUCAGAUAUACCUGACGACUUGAAUUUGGAAGAGAUAAAAAUUACACAUUUGUAAAUGCUCC